Molecule: messenger RNA, 3402 nt
Organism: Thrips palmi
Lineage: Eukaryota; Metazoa; Arthropoda; Insecta; Thysanoptera; Thripidae
Exons: 8
Coding region: 514-2607 (697 amino acids)
Molecular function (GO): protein binding
Source: RefSeq, a predicted model, not a curated record
ACACUAAAUAAAGCCUUCAAAGGUUUAAAAUUGUGAAAUUAAAGAGUUUUCUACGGUGUACUCACCCGUAUUCAUGUGUACACCAGAACGCUGAAUGAUCCGCCCCUUGAAUCAGCACGGAGAAAGGGAUCCUUUUAGGAGUGUUCACAAGCGUGAUUUGAAAAAUCUUGUUUUCCGGGACACCCUUCGGGCCGAGGGGGUAUACACUAUCAAAACCUGUGCCUCAGAAUUUAGCUAAAAACACUCGAACAAAAGAAACAGUUUCAUAACAUCGUGGCCUCAGCUGGCAUAAAUUAAUGAACGUUUCCUUGCGUGAGCGGUUAGGAAGACAAAAGCUAGUUCGCACCGCGCUUGGUUCACAUCAGUUUACCCAGUGAGGAGGGCUGGUCACAGUCUUCAGUUUUGUUAGAUGCUGUUAGAGGACUGUAACACUGAAAAAAGAAAGCUUUCGUCUCAACUCGGACUAGUGCUGUAGAGCGGGUCGUCAUUGGAUUGGAGUGAGGCCGUUGCACAAUGGAAGGAGGUUCUUCGAGCAGUGGGGCGGGCCAGUGCAUUUCCGAGGACGCAGCGGCCGUACGCGACAGCUCGCCGCCCAAGCAGACUCGCGGUCGUCCACGGCGCGCCGAUGCGGUGCGCGUCCCCGAACCCCAGUUCAGCCCCGUGGGCACGAGAUCUCGAAGAGCUCAGAAGAAGGAAGUCGCGGAAGAUCUCGACCCCGAGACCAAGGCUUCCAGACCCACAAGGGCUGUCCAGAAAGAGGUUGCUGAAGUUGUUACGACCGGUACCAACACCUCCAGACCUCGACGGGCUAAGGACGUUGCUGGAGAUCUUGCGGCUAAGGCUGAAACCACAAGACCUCGACGGGCUUUUAAAAAGGACGUUGCUGAAGAUCUUGUGCCAGAAGCUGAAACAACUAGACCUCGACGGGCUCUAAACAAGGACGUUGGUGAAGACCUCGUGGCUAAGGCUGAAACCACAAGACCUCGACGGGCUCUUAAAAAGGACGUUGCUGAAGAUCAUGUAGCUGAUGCUGAAACCACUAGACCUCGACGGGUUCUAAACAAGGACGUUGCUGAAGAUCUUGGGGCUGAUGCUGAAUCAACUAGACCUCGACGGGCUCCGAAGAAGGAGGGUUUGGGAGACCUUGAGUCCGAAACUAAGACCAGCGGACCUCAACGCGUUCCGAAGGACGAGAAUGAGAUUAGUGAAGACACUGACUCCAAGGCCAAGACCUCAAGACCUCGUCGGGCUCCGAAGAAGGUGGUUUGGACAGACCUCGAGUCCGAGACCAAGUCCACCGAAUCUCAUCGGGUUUCAAAAGAGGAGGUCCCUGAGGACCUUGAGUCCAAGGUCAAGACCUCGAACCCACGACGAGCUCUAAAAAAUCAGUCCGCCGAAGUCCUGGAAACGGAGGCCGAGCCUCAGACCUCCAAACCACGUGGCCGGAGGCCGGCAGCUCACGCCGUGGAUCCUGUGGUCGCGGCAAGCCGCUCGUUAGAAGGCGAGGUGACUGAGCACCCCACAGGUUGGAGUGAUCUGCCGGCGAAGCUCCUCAUGACAACAUUGAACAUGCUGGGGAAUGAGGAUGUGGUUUCGGCCGGGCAGUCCUGCCGCAGGUGGCGAGCAGUUGCCAAGCAGCACUCCGUGUGGAGCAGGAGGCAGCUGUCCUACGACCUGCCGCCCGCCGCCGACAAGAAGUUCCAGGACUGGCACGGGGGCGCCAAGGCCUUCGCGAGGACCAUUCGCUUCGCGCCGUGCCUGGGCCGCGUCAGCUGUGCCAAGACGCUCAAGGCCGGGGCCAGGAAGGCCAUCGCCACCCAGUCCAAUUGCCAGGUGAAGUCGGCCGAGCUGAACGGGCAGCUGCAGUGGACCGAGAAGUACAUCAGCCGCCAGACGUCGCUGGUGGACCUGACGCUGCUCAACCCCACGGCGCAGGCCCUGCAGACCGCCCUGGCGCAGCCCCAGCUCGGCAGCCUGGCCGUGUCGUACGAGCGGGACACCACCAAGGAGAAGUACCAGCAGAAGUACGCGCACGGCUUCGGCUCGGCCGCCAAGUACCAAGUGCCGGCCGUGCCCAGCGGCACCAAGGGCUCGCUCAAGAAGCUCGUGUGUCACGCAGGGGUCCGCCACGCUGCAGUGCAGGCACUGGUUCUCGCCAACGCCGCCACGUUGGAGGAGGUGGGCGCGCACUGCCUGCCCAUGGCGGCGCUGCAGAAGUGCGCGGCGCUCCGCCGCCUCAUGGUCAAACUGAACCCGGCCAGUGCUUCGGACCAAGACAAGAUACGGCAGCUGGCGAGAGGAGCGGCCUUGGAGUACGUGGCGUUCAUAGGAACGCGCAGCCACGCCAAGCCCUCUUGCGCCGCCCUGCGCGCGUCGCUGCGCAAGCAAGUGCGCGGCUGCACCGUGGUGUGCAGCGCCUGCGAGGACGUCUGCGCCUUGGAGAAGCCCACCUUCGCCUCGAGGGAGGUGCCCGACCUCAAGGACGACGACGACGGCGACCUGGACUUGCACUUUGUGGCCAACCUGCUCCGCGGUUCGGGGCACUGCAAGUGCAUUUGCUGCGCGCAGGGGGAGGCCGAGUGGGGAGACGACGAGCCGGACGCGUAGAGAUUUUGCAGUGCAGUCACUUUUUAAGCCUCAUUUGUGUCCCUCACACAGUAAACUUCUUACGGAUACAUCUUAUCUGUAUUACGGACAUUUUUGUGCAAUUGCAAUUACGGAUAGAUUUUGCUUGUAAUUGCAAUUGCACAAAAAUGUCCGUAAUACAGAUAGGAUGUAUCCGUAAGAAGUUUAGUGAGCAUGUUUUGUUGCUUUCUAUGGUUUCACGUUGUAUCCCUGUCGUACUUCGUUAGUAUUCUUUAUCAUUUGUACCUCUGUUGAAUGAAUCCCUGUAGAUUGCGCACUCUUGCGGUUUAGCGUGUGGGUCCGAACACCGGUGCGGUCUUUCAGUCGGGGUUGCAGGAGCGCAGUGGACCCAACCGGUUGCCUCUCAGCGGCAGCGGACUGAAAGGUCCGAGGGUCAGCCUGCUGCGCAUGUGUCUCGUAGCUUGCACUUGCCGAUUUUCUGUCCAGUAUUUAUUCCUUGUUUGAUGUUUCUUGGUUCAAAAUGCCGUUGCCUUUCAGAAUUCAGAAUGCUAGUAUUUCUUGUGGUUGAAAGCAAGGCUGAGACACAUCAAAACUUGAAUCCAAUUACGUUAGACUUAAUUGUUAUUCAGAAUUGCCCACUACUUCAUUCCGUCUAAGCUAUAGCGGUGUCUUCAGUGCUGAUUACACACCCCCGGAUUAUUCUCUAUGCUUAAGUUAUACCCCAUUGUCAAAUGUACCAAGUAGAAAAACAGUAAUGAAUGAAUUGAAUUGAUAAGUGGAUUAUAAAAUAAAAGUACUUUCACAUAAACCCUUCUA